Messenger RNA from Notolabrus celidotus (New Zealand spotty), 1522 nucleotides. RefSeq names its product plac8 onzin related protein 4 (gene ponzr4). Lineage: Eukaryota; Metazoa; Chordata; Actinopteri; Labriformes; Labridae. Bases 810 to 1187 code for a protein of 125 amino acids. The transcript has 4 exons. The record is from RefSeq and is a predicted model, not a curated record.
CAAACAAAGCUACAGAGCCACAUAACACCGGGUUGUCAUAGACAUGUCAGACAUUUUUGUUCAGACCUUAUCAAACAUGUCUGUCUAAAAACAGAGCUGCACUCUCUGCUUGUGCGGUAAAGUGGCACGUUAGCAUUAUUAAUGAUGUGUGACGGUCAGAUAGUCUGAUGACUGACUGUGAAAGGUGUUGACAAGAGUCCAACUGGACGGACGGGUCGGUGGCAUGCAUCUUCUGGUCUCCUGUCACGUUCACAUCUCUGCAGUCCGUCUUUAAGACACAUCUCUGCAACCUGUCUUUAAGGCACAUCUCUGCAACCUGUCUUUAAGACACAUCUCUGCAGCCCGACUUUAAGACACAUCUCUGCAACCUGUCUUUAAGACACAUCUCUGCAACCUGUCUUUAAGACACAUCUCUGCAACCUGUCUUUAAGACACAUCUCUGCAGCCCAACUUUAAGACACAUCUCUGCAGCCCGACUUUAAGACACAUCUCUGCAGCCCGACUUUAAGACACAUCUCUGCAGCCCGACUUUAAGGCACAUCUCUGCAGCCCGACUUUAAGACUCAUCUCUGCAACCUGUCUUUAAGACACAUCUCUGCAACCUGUCUUUAAGGCACAUCUCUGCAACCUGUCUUAAAGACACAUCUCUGCAGCCCGACUUUAAGACACAUCUCUGCAGCCGACUUUAAGACACAUCUCUGCAGCCCGACUUUAAGACACAUCUCUGCAGCCCGACUUUAAGACUCAUCUCUGCCCUGAGCAUUCUCAGCUGAGCCGUCUGCCUGAGAGGACAAUAAGAAGCUCAAGUCAUGUCUGGGAGGAUGGUCGUGACCCAACCCAGGCCCUUCAUCAAUUCCUCCGUCUCCAACAAAUGGACCUCUGGCAUCUGUGAUUGCUUCCACGACCUGCCGCUGUGUUGCCUUGCCUUUUGGUGUCUCCCCUGCUUCGCCUGUAAGACGGCACACGAUGCCGGGGAGUGUGUAUGUUUACCUCUGCUGGAUGUUUUUGGAUGCAUCCCUCCCAUUACCACGGCCCUCAGAGUGUCGGUGCGCCAACGAUACGGCAUUGAGGGUACAGUGUGCAAAGACUGUGUGUACGCCUGCUGCUGCGGGCCCUGCACCUGGUGUCAAAUGGCAAGAGAGAUCAAAUCAAGGAUGAGUCCCAUCGUCUUCACCAACAUGGUGUGAUAAAAUGACAUUUUCAUGGUCUUUUGGAGUUUGAUAUGAUACUAUGGCUUGUUUUUUUUGCAAAUGGGAGGGAUACUUCGACUUUUUAAAUGAUGUGUUUUAAGCCUAUCUACAUCUGAGGAAUGUCACUAAGUAACUGAUUGCAGAUCAGCAUACAAUGGCCAUGAACAUUGCAUCGCUUACAGACAUGACCUAGAGAUAAGCAGCUGUCUAACCAGCCUGCAUGUGGGUUUCUUCUACAACUGUUUUAAUGGUGGGAUAAACUUUAUGCUAAUGCUGCAGUUUUGGGUUGGUUGAAUUGCAUUAUAAGCAACAUGUAAAUAAAGGCGACAAUG